AUGCCUUCCUUAGCUUCGCAACGCCUUCUUCCUCAAGAGACAUAUGCUAGAGUCGAAGACUGGAUCUUGAGAGAUGACAAAGACCCGCCGAGAUUCUACAAGAAACUUCUUGCAGACAAGACUUCGGUUCGUGCAACGCAGCCCAAAGCUCUCACCCAGAGCAAUGCUGACGCUACCCUGCCAGAGGUCGGAGGAUGCUCACCCUCCCAUCUCGCCGAUGCAAAGCCUACUGCACUGCAGGAUGAGAAGCUUGAUAGAUACGAGCGCCGUAUGAGGCACAAAACCAAGGAUGACCGAUAUGACUAUAAAGAGACCAAGGUCCAGAAGAAGCUCGAACGUCUUUCGAAGCAUCUCAGGCGAGCAAUCGCCCACAAGUUCCAUGCGCCCAAUGUGGCCCAAGAUCGAUUGACGAUCAACCAUCGCCAAGACUUGGGAAUCUUCAAGAAGGGAAAGGCCUCUUCCCCUAUCAAAUCUAGAGUCCCCAUACUUGGCUUUUCAGAGGAAGACUUCCUGGCAGGAAAACCUCAAAGCCUGACCCCUCGGAAUGAUGUAUCUGAGACGUAUUUCGGAUCGCUCCCAGAUCAUGACACAGCAGAUACAACCAGAUGCGAGCUGCAGAAAUCAAUUCGUCAUGAAGAUCACCGGUCACAACACGGCACAGAUGGGAGAAAUGGAAACUUGCUAAGAAAUGCUAUGAGAUCGCCACGUACUGCCUUGGACCUGUCGUCAGACCCCGACUUGGAAAGCCACA
Molecule: messenger RNA, 751 nt
Organism: Aspergillus aculeatus ATCC 16872
Lineage: Eukaryota; Fungi; Ascomycota; Eurotiomycetes; Eurotiales; Aspergillaceae
Exons: 4
Source: RefSeq, a predicted model, not a curated record